CGCAGGAAGCCACCUUGAGCCGGGGUGGGCAUGCAGCCUGGCGGGGAGCAUGAUCUACCUCCAUCCCCGCCCCCAUAGCAGUUUUCACUGCUCCCAAACUAGACAGGUGGAUUUUUUGCUUUUCGGAGUUGAUGUUUUUCUGCUGUCACUAUGGGGGGGAAAAAAGGUAUAUCCUGCACAGCAGUUUCGAAUAAACUUUUUUAUUUGUUUGAAGUUUUGGGUUUGGGUUGCCUCGUUUCCUGGAACCAAGUUCUAAAGCAUUCUGAUAAAUGAAUCAAGUGUAUCUUUCAUCGGUAUAGUCAAGCCUUCAUUAUUUUUAAUGUAGAUGAUCCUACUUAGAAACUAAGCCUGAUUCUUCUGUAAGUAAUAGCCCAUAGCUUCUGAAUGAGAGUCUUGGGCUUUAGACUAUAGCUGUGGAGCUUGCGAAAUCAGGUGACAGGUUUUUGUUUGUUUGGUUGUUUGUUUCUUCCUCUUUUUAGGGCCGCACCCACGGCAUUUGGAAGUUCCCAGGCUAGGGGCCGAAUUGGAGCUGUAGCUGCCGGCCUACGCCAUAGCACAUCAGUGCCUAAUCCGAACUGGGACAGCUUACUUGAUCCUCAGCCCAUUGAAUGGGGCCAGGGAUUGAACCUUUGUCCUCAUGAUUUGUUAGCACUGAGCCACAAAGGGAACUCCCAGGGUAAGCGUUAUUUUGUACCAUGUGUCACGACCAUUGUCAAGAGAGGAGGCCCACAGGAUGCUGUGGUUUUCCCAGGGCCUUAGUUUGUUCAGUCUUUCCUGGAGGGUCCAGGCUCCCUAGGAGGACAGGUUAGGUGCUGUUGAAGUUACAUGGACUGUCUAGAAACUGUCUGCUACCAUUAAAAUUGAAAAUGGCAACAAAGAACUGUAAUUCCAGGUGAAUUUCGUGGCCUGCCAGCUCUUUGCUUUGUUUGCUGCUUUCUGGUUCCGCAUCUACCUAAGUCCCGGUAAAACCAGCCCUGAUGUCCGGCAUGCAUUUGCCACCAUCUUUGGCAUCUAUUUUGUCAUCUUUUGCUUCGGCUGGUACUCUUUGCAUCUUUUUGUCUUGGUGUUAAUGUGUUAUGGACUUAUGGUCACUGCCAGCGUAUCCAAUAUUCACAGAUACUCCUUUUUUGUAGCAAUGGGAUACCUUACAAUAUGCCAUAUCAGCCGAAUAUACAUCUUCCACUAUGGAAUCCUCACUACAGAUUUUUCUGGGCCCCUGAUGAUAGUCACUCAGAAGAUCACAACCUUGGCAUUCCAAGUUCAUGAUGGAUUAGGUCGAAGAGCGGAAGACCUUUCCACCGAGCAGCAUCGGCUUGCUGUAAAAGCAAAACCCUCGUUUUUGGAAUACUUAAGCUACCUUCUCAACUUCAUGAGUGUCAUAGCUGGCCCUUGUAACAACUUCAAGGACUAUGUCGCCUUCAUUGAGGGGAGACACACACACAUGAAGUUGCUGGAAGUGAACUGGAAGGAAAAAGGCUUCCACAGCCUGCCAGAACCUUCUCCCACUGGAGCCGUGAUACACAAGUUGUGCAUGACCUUGGUGUCUCUCCUUUUGUUUUUGACUCUUACCAAGACCUUCCCCGUCACCUGCCUGGUUGACGACUGGUUUGUUCAUAAGGCAAACUUUCUGACUCGACUCUGCUACUUAUACGUUGUCAUGCAAGCCUCGAAGCCCAAGUAUUACUUCGCCUGGACGUUAGCUGAUGCAGUGAAUAAUGCAGCUGGCUUUGGGUUCAGCGGAGUGGAUAAGAAUGGAAAUUUCUCUUGGGACCUGCUUUCUAACCUAAACAUCUGGAAAAUUGAGACUGCCACAAGUUUCAAAAUGUACUUAGAAAACUGGAAUAUUCAGACAGCUACUUGGCUGAAGCGAGUGUGCUAUGAGCGUGUUCCCUGGUACCCCACCGUGCUAACCUUCAUCCUGUCGGCCUUGUGGCAUGGUGUCUACCCUGGAUACUAUUUCACCUUCUUAACUGGAAUCCUUGUCACCCUAGCAGCCAGAACGGUGAGGAACAACUACAGACAUUACUUCCUUUCUUCAAAAGCCCUGAAGGUUCUUUAUGACAUCGUCACCUGGGCUGUCACUCAGCUGGCUGUCUCCUACACGGUCGCACCCUUCGUGAUGUUGGCAGUGGAACCCACCAUCAGCUUAUACAAGUCCAUGUACUUUUACUUACACAUCAUCAGUCUCCUGAUCAUACUAUUCCUGCCAAUCAAACCACAAGCUCAUACUCAAAGGCGGCCUCCGACUCUGAACUCUAAGAAAAAAACAGAUUGAUACCUCCAAAAACAUGCUGAGUGCCUAAGACUGCCACUCAUUGGGCAGGUGAGAUGAAAAGAUGCCAGAGUUCUCCAGUGACUUAGAGGUGAUGUUUACAUGCAUCUUUUUUUUGUUUAUUUUUGAAGUGCAGGGAAUAUUUUUAUAAAGCCUUUUUGUACCAUUAAAUCAGCCCCAUCCAGUUGAUUUAAUAUAUUAUAGGACACUUGAGUGGUCUGGAGAAUGUGCUGGAACCACAGAGACAGUGCGUUCAGGGCAGCAGGGUCAGCUUUUCUGGCAUCAUUUCCAGCCAGUGAAAUCUGGAUGUUGGGAAGCUGGGCUUAUGCCUCAGAAAUCAGAAGAUGAAGCUGAGAUGACGUGACUUCCAGAACAUACCCCAAGAUGGCUAUUCCUUGGGAAGCCCCUGAUUUUUUGACUUGUGACAUUUUUUUUUCAAACACAAUAACUAACUCAGCAGACUACAGGCAGGGGCGGUGUGGAGGGAGCUUUUUAUAAUGCUGAAAGGUCCAUGAGCCAGGAGGACUGUGAACGGACACUCGAAUGGACUGAAGGUCAGGCAUUGUGCCCUGGAGUCAGCUGAGUUCUCCACCUGCUGCCACCGCCUCCCCGGAUUGUGACCCUUCUUCGAAAUGAGCCAAGGUCGGAAAUCAGAGUGUCUCCUGUCCACGUGUACCACGAGUCUCAGAGGGACUGUUUUCCGCUGCACACAUGCCUUCUGCUUGCCCAGGGAUAGGCAAAUGCCUGGGAAAAUACCCAAAUUUCAUAUCAUUAAGGCAGUGGAAUAUCUUUUUUUUAAAUAAAAUUUUUUAGGAGUUCCUGCCGUGGCUCAGCAGUAACAAAGCUGACUAGUAUCCAUGAGGAUGUGGGUUCAGUGUUGCUGUGAGCUGUGGUGUAGGUCACAGAUGUGGCUCGGAUCCUCUAUUGGCUGUGGCUGUGGUGUAUGCCGGCAGCUGUAGCUGAUUUGACCCCAGCCUGGAAAUUUCCAUAUGCUGUGAAUAUGGCCCUAAAACAACAAAAAAAUAAUUUUUAAAUCAAUCUAAAAUCUCUCUUGAAGUUUGGGAAGGAGCAGCAGAUAUUUUUCUUCCCUCACUUCAUGGAGGUGAUCAGAAUCACAGCUGUGAUGUACCCUUGGGCUGGUUUCCAUACUUUCAGUUUCAUAGCUGAUUAAAUCUGACUGUGCUUUAGUUGAAUCAUCCUGUUGGAAAGCAGAAAUUGAAAGAAUUUUCUUUUCUCUUUGUAAUGAAUGUGCUGUGGCUCCUAGUGGGAACUUUUAUUGGGUGAUGUUCUAUGGGAGAGAAGUAAAUGUGGUAUUAAAUAGGGAAAAUGACAGUAAUGAUAAUAAAAUAUAUGCUACAUUGUUAUACCUUCAAUCAAAUACCUUGGGAGGGGAGCAUUUGUUCAAAUCAGAUGGUCAAAAAUAGUUUCUUACUAAAUGAAUACUAUAUAAACUAAAUAUUUCUAUAUAAAGGAAGUAUUUCUGGAAAGAUCUGCUCUUUGUGUCAGUAGAGACUUGCCAUGAUGAAGCAUGUGUGUGUGCCUGUGUUUUCACAAAUGAGAACAGACUGAAGUUUUUACUUGUUUAC
Molecule: messenger RNA, 3858 nt
Organism: Sus scrofa (pig)
Lineage: Eukaryota; Metazoa; Chordata; Mammalia; Artiodactyla; Suidae
Source: RefSeq, a predicted model, not a curated record